Rotaria socialis is the source of this 1950-nucleotide messenger RNA. The record is from the annotation of a GenBank genome assembly. Lineage: Eukaryota; Metazoa; Rotifera; Eurotatoria; Philodinida; Philodinidae.
AUGCUUCAGGAUAUUGGUAGCUCUGGUGUUGUUUCAGUAGAUUUUCAUUAUGAAGAAAACCCAUUUUUAUUUACGAAUAAUGAAAUUUGGAUUGGAUUUGUAUCGAACAUCGAUAGACAUAAACAUGCUAUUUACAUACAGCCCGAUUGCAUGAUGUCAUGCAUGGACACAUUAACCCAACAACUUGAUUUUUACUAUUCUGAUCCAGUAUCAGAAACGUUUACGGUGCACAAAGUUGCUGCGGGUCUACCAUGCGUGAGCAAAUACGAAGAAGUCUAUCAUCGUGUCUAUAUCAAGGAGAAUCAUCUUUCCAAGUGCGUUAUUAUUUACGUAGAUCUUGGUAUAACAGAAGAAGUUCAAGUGGAUGAAGUUCAAUUCAAAUAUUUACUUAAAUAUUUUGCUACACUACCUGCUUUAGCAAUCCCAUGUAGGCUCGCUGGUAUUGAAUACAAACUAAACAAUCAUGAAAUGGCUCUUGAAACAUACAAAGAACUGAAUGAUUUGCGUCAAACAAGCCCUUUCUACAUCGAACCAUGCGAAGCAAGUAAUGGUACAUUGCUUGUCAAACUCUACGAUGUUGAUGAAAGCUGUUUGAAUGAUAUUAUUGUGGAGAAGGGAUUAGCAUUUUCUUCAUCAUUUCCACGUACAAUGACACCAUCUACUAUAAAUAAAAGCCAAGAGAAUCAACGAAAGAAUCAGCUGAAGUUUCCAAACUCAGAAGUGAAACCGUAUGUUCAUAUGAAAGAAAUAGAUAAGAAUGCAAAAGCAGUCAAUUCCAAUGAAAACUAUCUUAUGAAUGAUUACGAUCUGGAUACUUCUACUACUGAAACGGAAGUUGAAGAUUGUUCACUGACAUCGAGAAGUACAGGAUCAUCAUAGAUUACGAACAACAAAAAUACAAAUACAGAAAACCGAUCUAAUACUUCGGACAAUCAACACAAUAAAAUGCGAGUUAGGCAUACAGUCACCAUUACUCAAAAUGCGCCUGGCAUGGAACGUAUUUUUAAUCAAGCAUGGACUUCCAUAUUUCUUAAUAAGGCAAAACAUCAGCGACCGGCCUCACGUUCAGAAAAAAAUAGUAUUACUAAGAAAAAGGAUGAUUUUGCUGAUUGGAUGCGUUCUUGGCUAGUUGAACAGUCAUUGUGGUCGAAUGCUAAAGCAUCACUUAAUAAAUGGGAAGAUAAUUCUCGAAUCAAUCGUCGCCUCCAAGAUCUAAAAGUUAUCUUUGAAUUCAAUAGUAAUUGCAAAUCAUCGAACCAUCCAUUUCACGUGACACCAUCCAAUCUGAAACAGAUUGUAGAUAGACAAAAAAUAAAAUCUUACUUCGAUUUAGGUUGCGGUGAUGGUACUAUUACAGUUGGAAUCGGAGAUUAUUUGGGUCUAUUUAAAGAAAAUAUUUUCGGAGGUGAUGUAUAUGAAGGACAGAACGAACAAAUUACAUAUGUCAAAAUAAAUAAAAGCCAAUCAACUAUAGAUCUUCCGUCUGAUCGUGUCGAUCUUAUUACUUCUUUUGUCACAUUUCAUCAUAUUGAUCAACUUGAAACCACACUCAGUGAACUUGUUCGUAUUCUUCGACCAGAAGGUUAUUUAAUUGUGCGCGAGCAUGAUUGCAAGAACGAACAUGCACUUAGAGCCAAAUAUCUUAAUUUUAUUCAUGCUAUCAUGAUGAUUGCGAAAGUUGGAGAGUUUGCCAAUUCUUCAAGCAAUCACAAUACCAAAAAUGAAAAUGUAUUGCAUGAAGACAAUGAAAAUAAUACCGACACUUGGUUGACACAAAAGUCAUCUAUUAUAGAAUAUACUCGAUCAAUUCAUUAUCGAACAUGUGCUGAAUGGCAGCAGCAGUUUGAAAGCGCUGGCUUUCAUCAUUGUGCCACGUUAUCUUAUGGUGCUGACGGUUCAAAUAAUCCUCAGAAAUUGUUUUAUGCUGUUUAUCAGCUACACAAAGCAUAA